Triplophysa rosa is the source of this 4285-nucleotide messenger RNA. RefSeq names its product oncostatin M receptor (gene osmr). The coding region runs from base 7 to 2601 and encodes 864 amino acids. The transcript has 17 exons. Lineage: Eukaryota; Metazoa; Chordata; Actinopteri; Cypriniformes; Nemacheilidae. The record is from RefSeq and is a predicted model, not a curated record. Gene Ontology annotation, molecular function: protein binding.
UGCAACAUGAGGUCUUGUACAUCCACCGAGAUGAUUUACUAUUGGACAAACAUACUUAUAUUCAUUAUCAUCUCUGAACAUGUUAAGAGAUGUCAUUCUUCAGAUAACAUCAGUGUGCCGGACAUUGUCAAACUUCGGGCUUUGGACAUGUGGAGAAUGGAGAUGAAGAUGAAUAUGACUGAAGAACAUAGAAACCAGACGUAUGAAAUACAAGUUGGUCGCACAAAAAACAUGUAUAUUAUCGACAGAAUGUCAUUGAAUGCUGUUGCUGACACAGUGAUCUGGACGUCACAGAUGCCGCUGAACUGCACAGAUCAUUCUGUGAGAAUAAGACACAUCUCUGAUAACCCAACGCUUGGAUCCUGGAGCGCAUGGAAAACUCACUAUGGGGAUAAGAACUUGUCUCAAGAUGUCAAGAUGUAUCCAAAAAACCAGGUGCUGAAAGAAGGUUCCACGUUGCUGUUCUGCUGUAUUUAUUCAGAAGAUGCCCACAUCACCGAUAUGUUCUUCAACAACACAAAAUAUAAAGUCAUCAUCAUAAGCUCACGGGUCAAAGCCAUUCGAGUGGAAAACAUCAAUGCCACAAACCUGUACGGUGUCAGUUUUAACUGCAGUAAAGACAGUUCUGAGGAAGCUUUGAACUUUGUCACCUUCCCUCCUGAGAAACUUCAUUGUAUUCGAUGUGAGACCACAGACGUGAGAAACAUCACCUGCACAUGGAAAGUACGCAGAGCUCCAAACCUGGGCGGAAGCCGCAAAAGGAUGUACAGAUUACUUAUCAGGGACUCUGAGGCUGUCAACUGUAGUCUGAAGAACAGACAUCUGGUCUCCUGCAGUUUUCCAGUCAUCCAACAGCAGGUCACUUACAACAUCACUUUACUUGUAACAAACAGUUUGGGUCGAGAGAGGGAACACUACAUAUUCAACAUCACAGACACAGUUUUUCCACUCCCUGAGCGUUCUGAAGUGACAGCGGGUGUGUUGGAUGCUGUGAUGGACUUACAGUUGAAUGGAAGCUUUAGAGGUCUAUGCAUUAUUUGUCAGAUUGAAGUGGAGCCAGGAGGGAUGACACAGGAGUUACAGAUGAAUGGUUCAGAUUCGUUUCAGCAUUUCAUAUUCGAGAUACAGAAACUGCAGCCCAGCAUGAGAUACACCACUAGGGGACGCUGCGCCACACAGGACAAUGACUGGGGCCGAUGGACACCAUCCAGAGCAUUUCUUACAGGGCCUUUGGUGACGGUGGAUGUGUGGAGGCAAAUCAGAAAUGGUCCGGUUCGCACCGUCACACUUCUCUGGCACACUGUCAAAAGCCAUCCAGAAGUGUAUAUCGAAGCCUAUGAGGUUUGUAAAAACCACACAGAUCCACAGAGCGAUAAGUGCAUCAAUGUCACACAGACACGUGUGGAUUUACCCGUUGAUGUCCACGUGUGUGACUUCACGGUGAGGGCGGUCUCUCAGACAGGUUUAUCUGUACCUUCACAGAUUACUAUUCCUUCAGCAUAUACAGAGGCUGUGAUGAAUGAGAAGAGGAUAGUGGGUAACGCAGAGGGAUUUCAGCUCUCCUGGACAAGGAGUUCCUCCUCAACAUGCGAUUACACCGUAGAGUGGUGCAUGCUGGGAGUUGCUUGCUCCUUACAGUGGAGAAAAGUCCCGGUUAACCAGACUUACCUAUCACUCGAAGCAGAGUAUUUCAGACCGGGUGUUAGAUACACUUUUACUGUCUACUGGUGUAACGCAGAAGGACACAGACCUCAUGAGAAACACAUCGGAUACUUGGAAGAACAGAAGCCCACGCAGUGCCCCACACUGGACCCUCAUCCAAGCGUGACUUGGUCUUCUGUGACUCUAAAAUGGAGUUUCGAUGAGGACGACCCGAAUCACAACGCAUUCAUCACAGGAUAUGAGAUUACAGUACAGAGAGAUUUAGAUAGUGAUAUUUCCCAGAGUUCUCACAGACAGAUGAUAAAUAAACCCCACAGUAAAUCUUUUACAUUCAGUGAUCUUGAGGAAGACCGGUCGUACACAUUUCAUCUGUCUGCGUGUUCAUCUGCAGGCUGUGGACAAGAGACCUCCACCACCAUCACAACCAGAAAAAACUAUUAUCUGUUGUCAGCUAAGAUUUUAGUUCUGCUCCUGGUGUUGGUCAGCUGUUGCAUUUGUCUGUGUUAUUGCCAAAAAAUACUAAGAGAAAUUCCUGAAGAAUUUAAUUUUCUGCACUUAAAAGCGCUGGACCUGGAUGAAGAUCUUUAUGAAGCGAGUGAAAAGAUCCGUACUUUCAAGAUAGAGGAGUGUCAUUGGUGUGAUGUUGAGGUUUUAGACGUGCAUCACCACACCAUGAUACAGAACACAUGGCUGACCGACGCUGAGGAUCUGAGUCAUCCGUUCAUUACUUAUAAAGUCCCAGUACCAUCAUUCCUAACACCCUCCUACCAGCUCACUACAGGAAUAUGGGACAGUCAGACCACAGAUCUAACAAACUUCACUUAUGUGUCUUCUGAACAGCAGGAUUUAUCUGAUAAGAUGUUUGAGACGGAUGGAAAAGUGCAGGAGGCCAAGACCUCUGGGUUUAUAAGUGAUUACGUCACCUCUGUAGCAUUCUGAAGCCUUUAUAAUGUGAUCAUUUAAACUAGAGCUAUUCAUAAAAUUAAAUUAUGAGGCAAAUAAUCAGACGUGCUCAAAUUUGGUACCCUUACAGCUCAUUGAAAUAAUGCUUCAUUCCUCCUGAAGAGUGAUGAAAUUAAAAGCUAUUGUAUCAUGUAUACUUGCAUGCCUUUGGUACAGUGUAGAAAGAAUACUGUGAAAUUUACAGCAACUUGCUGGCAGCAAUUGGCAAGUAAGUUGCUGUAGAACAUUCCACAGUACACUGUAAAAAAAAUCGUAAAAAAACGAUCAAAUCACUGACAGCAGCGGCUGCCAAACAAAAACCAUAAAAUUAAGAUGAAACUCCGUAAAUCAAAUAAUGGGGAAAAACAUUACAUUUACGUAAUUUUUCUUUAAAUGUUUUACAGGGAAACAGUUAUUUCACAGACUUUUCCUUAAUUAUUACGAUCAAACACCUUCAAUAAAGCGACUGCACAUAAGGUUUUACAGAAAAAUGCUAUUAUUUUAUGCUUUUUUUUCCUGAAUUAUAAUGAUAAACCUCCUUAAACUAUGUGAAAGUACUAAUUUUCUGCAGAAAAACACUGUUAUUUUACAGUUUCUUUCCUGAAUUUUUUCAGUCAAAUACUUUUAAUACAGUAAAUGCACUUAAUGUUCUGUAACUGUACAGAUAUUGGCCAUGAAUUACUAGUCAGAUACUGUCAAUAAAAUGAAAAACACAUGUUUAGCAUUGUAGAAUAACAUUUUAUUUAGGUAAACAUAUUAAUCAUAUGAACACAAUCACCACAAUUUGUAAAAGUACACUCGAAAUACACAAUGAUUAACUUCUUUACAGUACAGAAUUACAGUAUACGCUUUAAACAAAUGGUUGAAUAUAAUAAAGUAAAUAAUAAGUACAUCCCCAUAAAAUACAUUCAUCAAAUUCUUAUAAAACAAACUUUUAAUCUUGGAGAAAUACAAAACAGCUUCAAGUGGUGUUGAAAACAUUUACACAGGGUCACAAAUAGAUAUUGGAGGAAGUUUUGAUAGUAUAUUUGGACAAACAUCAAACUGUCAGAAUAAGUAAAUCAUACCAUAAGUAAAAACAUACCACAAAAAAGUAAAUGAGUCUGUGGCAAAUAUGCAAUGUAGUAACGUUAGAUAAAGGACUAAAUCUGCCAUCAUUAUACAUUAUGGCAAUGUGAAUACAGAGUAUACUGUUAGAAAACAAGUUACAAGUUGCAAUGCAAACUUAAAUGUAAGUCUUAUAACUUACAUCAUUAAAUCAGCAAAACAAGUCACCAGCUUAAAGGAAUGGACAAUUUUUCUUUCACAAAUGAUGUAAAUGUUUAACUGUACGUGAUUGUUAUUGUAAGAGUUAGAAAAUAAAAAGUCCCUUAUUUUGUUAUGUUUUAACCCACGAAAUACGUAACCCAAACGGUUACAGAGUUACACUAUAACAGUAUUAAGCAUACAUAAUAUUACACAAUUGUUAAUAACAACAUAAUACAAAUACACAGGUCGAAUGUUUAAACACUUACUACUGAUGGAGUUUGGGUGACUGGGUAGCUUUUCUUCCCUUCAUCUAAAAAAUGAGAGCAAAUGUUUUAUCAUUAACAGUUAUUGUUGAAAUUAGUGUUUAAAACGGAAUGCAAAAGAAAGUCAGAAAGAAAUCUAACGUUACACAUACUUACCAGGUGUGUGUACU